CCGGGGCGCACGGCUUUUGAACGGCCGGCCGGUCCAGCUGCACUCUCUCCCCUCUGCUGCUGCAGCCUCAGGGGGAAUUAAAUUAUUUCAAAACAGCCUCACAAGAGGAGGUGUACUGUUGAACAAAAGCGAGGCUGACACAGGGGUAAGAAGAUGACGGCCGAGUUUUGGGACCCGCUGUAAGGACAGGAAGGAGACGACAUGGCAGUGCAUGUUUUCAAAUGCCUCCGCCGGCCUGGGCGCGAGAGCAACCAACAGGUAGUAUGAGCUUGAGUUUUGUCACGUUACCGUCUGAGUCAAAUGGCGGCAGGGGGAGUUCAAAGCCAACUGACUUGGCAGGCGUUUUUGGUUUGUGUGUGAGAGGUGAGUGCGUAGGACCACCCAGUGUUUUAACAGGCGAGUUAUGGAAUAUGAGGAGCCCGACGUGCCCCCCACUGACAACCCCAUAAAAAGAGCCCAGAUUGAAGUUAUUCCAUGUAAGAUCUGCGGAGAUAAGUCCUCUGGAGUGCAUUAUGGAGUCAUCACUUGUGAGGGCUGCAAGGGAUUUUUCCGGCGUAGCCAGCUGCCUACUGUGUCCUACUCCUGCUCCAGGCAGAAGAACUGUCAGAUCGACCGGGCCAGCCGCAACCGCUGCCAACACUGCCGUCUGCAGAAGUGCUUAGCACAAGGCAUGAGCAGAGAUGCCGUGAAGUUCGGACGGAUGUCCAAACGUCAGCGGGACUCUCUGAUCGCUGAAGUGGAGAAGCACCGACAGCAGCAGCAGCAGCAGCAGCAGCAGCAGCAGCAGCAGCAGCAGCAGCAGCAACAGCAGCUCCAAGGAGACGCCCCGUCUCUCUUGUCCUUCCCCGCCAAGGCCCGUCAAGACCGCUCUGCGCAGCUCCUUCAGCCCAUGUCCUCAGUCUACUCCUUCACCGGGGAGGCCGAGCUGUUGUCCUACACCGCUGAUGUUCACCCUUACCUGGUGUGCUCCCAGAGCGAGUCGCAGGUGUCGGGUAUGAUCUACCGAGGCUCUGCUGUGUCUCCCACAUCGAGAUCCCAGGGGAGGGAGGACAACAAUGGACACCCUGAAAUAAGAGGAUUUGACUCCAGACAGCCACCUCAUGAUCUGGUGACAAUUCAUCCCUACAACCCUCUGGAGGAUCCUUACAGCCUCUAUCCUCACUCUCUGAGAACCAUAGAUGAGCUGUGUGCGAGCAUUGUGCGCUCCCACAGAGAGACCAGUCAGUACAGAGUGGAGGAGUUGCAGGCUCUCAGAUGGAAACUGCUCGGCAGAGAGGAGAUCCAAGCCUACCAGAGCAAAUCGGUGGAUGAGAUGUGGCAGCACUGCGCCAUCCGACUCACUGAUGCCGUGCAGUAUGUGGUGGAGUUCGCAAAACACAUCCCAGGUUUUCGUAUGCUCAGCCAGAACGACCAGAUUGCUCUCCUGAAGACUGGCUCCAUGGAGGUGGUUCUGGUCAGGAUGUGUCGCUACUUCAACACAGAGAACAACACCGUCUUCUUCGAUGGGAAAUAUGCUGGGACUGAAGUCUUCAAGUCUUUGGCAUGUGGUGAUUUAAUCGCAGCAGUGUUUGACUUUGCUCACGGUAUGUGUGCUCUAAAGCUCACCGAGCAGCAGAUCUCUCUCUUCAGUGCUCUGGUGCUGAUCAACACAGAGCGCCCCUGUCUGGAGGACAGAAGCAGAGUUCAGCGAGUGCAAAGAAGCGUGGAGUUUGGACUCACACACAUUCUUCACAGAGACAACCAAGAAAGUCUAAUGCACAAGCUGUACCAGAGGAUGGCAGUGUUGCGUUCACUGUGCAGUUUGCACAUGGAGAAGCUGCGCUGGUUCAGUCAGCGCUAUCCGCUCACCGCUCACUCUCUGUUCCCUCCACUCUACAAGGAGCUGUUCGCCUGUGAGGCAGAGCUGCUGCCAGGGACCACUCACUGAUAUGAUUCAUUAGAAUAUGCAAAGACACACACACACACACACACACACACACACACACACACACACACACACACACACACAUUAUUUUAAGUCUCCUCAUUACUUCCUGCCAGAAUCUAUUUUUCUAAUAAUGAAAAUAAAUGAGAAAGCACAGUAAUUGUAGCGUGUUUAGUACUGUAUUACAUGAAUUUAGCAGAGCUUUUUUGGUAGAUUGUGUCAAACAUAAAUUUCAAUAUUUUGAUAGUUUAAAACUAUUUUGAUUAUUACAGGGAAACAUGCGUUUUGUUGUUGUUUGACAGCACAUUGUCCGUGGGGUACAGCAUUCAUUUUCUCUCAGGAUGUGCUACUACAGUGUACUACAGUGCAUUCGGACACAGAGAUUGACACCCAAAAUCUAUCUUUAGAGUACAAAAACACUGACUUUCAAUUAUUAUUUUUGUCCAAUUAUCUCUGAUGGUCCAGAGUGGCAACCAGUUAUUCCCAUAUCACAUUCACAUUUAAAGGUUAUUAUAUUGCAGAACAAGUAUUCCCUACAAAACAUAAAAUAUUGGUGUGUGACGAUUACAUAUUCAGUGUUUGACACACCCAGAAAACAAGAGACAACCUGCCUCUUUGUAUCUGUGUGUCUGUAGAGAAAUGUCUCUCCUCCUCGGGUCCAUGUUGUCACAGACCAUAAGUCGAACAAAGCAGCAAUACCUCUGAAAUGUUAUCCUUUUUGUUUCAAUAAAUCCUCACAGGCUUUUGUAUUCUUCAAACUUUGAAAAGAUGUUGCAUUACAUGUAGACAUUUAAUUAAAAUGUUGAGAGAUACAAUAGAAGUCUCUUCCUCUGUGUGCAAAUGUUCCUUUUUUCGCUCAGAUUAACUUUCUUAUUAUGAUUAUAUUUCUUCACAUAUCUUUAAAUAAAGCCAUGAGUAAAGAGUUAAUGAUGAGAGGUUUCAGCAUUAAGAUAUAGUCUUCCCUGUUCCCAGAACGGCUGAGUUUAUAAUGAACAUAUUUCUAUGUAAAUCUUCUAAUAAACUGCUGCGGCUCUGAUGUCAAGCAGAUGUGGUAACUUUAUUUGUCUUUUGACGGUGUAAUAUAAACAGUGUAAGAUUGAGACAUGCAAGAAAAUAAAUAAUCCUGUUAUGGUACGAUAAGAAAAGCAUCAACACAAAGGAAAUGUUAGUCACUGCGCGUGACCCUUCAGCACUGGAAAGUUAUUUGGUUGUCAAAAACUGUUGCUAACCAAGUUAAGAGGAAGCAAAUUAAAAGAGUGAGUCAAUUGGAUGUGGUAAAUAUGACACUUUUCCUACAAAAAGCCACAAAGAUGUUUUGUCAAAUGUAUCUCCUGUGUUUGACUGUUUUCUAAAACUUUCUAGAACUUUCUGAAUGCAGGGAUUUUUGCUUUCAUAUUUCAGUUUGGUUUGGAAAGACAUCAGGUAAACAAUUGUUGUUGUGAUGUUCUUUCUCGUAUGUUGAACAGAGGAAAACCACAGCACAACUUAAUUGACAUUUUCUCACUGGUGGCUGCUAUUGCACUCGUCAGUAAUCCCUAUUUUAAUUUCCUCUGCUGUGGUUUCUUCUGGGCUAAAAUACUUUUGCUGUUAUGGACCAGUAAAGUGUAAUUGAGCUAUAUAAAUAAACUAGACCUCACUUCUGAAGGUGACGGUAAACAGCCAGAAACAUGUUUGUUUGUUUUCU
Molecule: messenger RNA, 3608 nt
Organism: Cottoperca gobio
Lineage: Eukaryota; Metazoa; Chordata; Actinopteri; Perciformes; Bovichtidae
Gene: rorc
Product: RAR-related orphan receptor C
Exons: 11
Coding region: 404-1927 (507 amino acids)
Biological process (GO): regulation of transcription by RNA polymerase II
Cellular component (GO): nucleus
Molecular function (GO): zinc ion binding; RNA polymerase II cis-regulatory region sequence-specific DNA binding; nuclear receptor activity
Source: RefSeq, a predicted model, not a curated record